Messenger RNA from Colletotrichum aenigma, 1224 nucleotides. RefSeq lists its product as uncharacterized. Gene Ontology annotation, molecular function: oxidoreductase activity. The record is from RefSeq and is a predicted model, not a curated record. The transcript has 4 exons. Gene Ontology annotation, cellular component: cytoplasm. NCBI's taxonomy places the organism in Eukaryota, Fungi, Ascomycota, Sordariomycetes, Glomerellales, Glomerellaceae. Bases 1 to 1224 code for a protein of 407 amino acids.
AUGUCGAAUCGUGUCUUCGGCCUCAGCGGCAUACAAUCCACCUCGCUCCCCACAAACCGAGAUGUCGUUAUCAUCGGGUCCGGCAUCACUGCCUGUAGCGUCGCGCGCGAACUUCUCCAGUCUCCCAGAGAUCUAACUUUGACUGUCCUCGAGGCUCGCGAGGUUUGUUCGGGCGCAACGGGUCGCAAUGGUGGCCGAAUCAACUGCGUUGCAGUCUUGGACUACGACAAGUAUUACCAGAAGUUCGGCAAGGAAGCCGCGACGAAGAUCAAUUCUGGCUGCAGCAAAGAGCUUGGCCUCGAGGACUUCGAAAAGUCUGAGGUCAGGGAAGUCGGAACUUGCGCGGCUAUGUUCGAAGAUGAGCAGUUGGCAGAUCUCAGGCAGAAGCUGGCCAAUUUUGAAGCAGCAUUUCCGGAUCUUCAAGGGCGAUGGAGAAUCGCAGAUCAGAAGGAAGCCGUAGAGACGUUCAAAAUCCCCGAGGCAAAAGGAGCUCUCGUCGGCCGAGCAGGAGCUGCAUGGCCUUAUCGGCUUAUCACGAGCAUCUGGGCAUCCCUCUUGACGAGCCAUAGCAGCAGCCUGACCAUCGAAUCCAACACUCCGGCCAUGAAUAUCCGAAGAGACGAAGUGAAUACGGAUUACCCGUACGCCAUCAGCACCCCUCGGGGCAUAGUCCGCGCGCAGCACAUCUUUCUCUGUACCGAAGGCCACGCCAGCCACUUAAUACCUGGUCUUCGUGGUAUCAUUGUUCCGCGUAGGGGGGAGAUGACGGUCCAGACUCCUGGCAGCCAAUUUCAUCAGAGAGAUGGAGCCUAUUCUUGGAGCUUUUAUUUUCCCCAUGGUUUCGAUUACCUCACCCAAAAUGCCCGGUCUGGAGAGUUAUUCGUGGGCGGCGGCGAUGUCGGAGGGGAAGAGGCCUUGAUGCAACCUCUUGGUAUAGGCUCGGACGCAGAGGAGAUCAUCACCGCGAAGGCCCAUCUUGCAGGCGUUCUUGGUGUUGUGUUUGGUCAGGAGAAUACGGGGGAUCCGCCAAAGAUGCGUGCUUCAUGGACCGGUAUAAUGGCUAAUACGCUGGACGGCGUACCGCUAGUAGGAAUGCUUCCUCAGGCGGCUCUGGACCGUACUGCGGGCGAUAGAAACUCCGCAGAGUGGAUUUGUGCUGGUUACGGAGGAUAUGGCAUGGUCAACGCAUGGCUAUGUGGACGAGCCGUGGUGAAGAUGUUCUGA